AUGCAGCAGCCAAAUGGAGCCUCCUCGGACGAGGAGAUUGUCAGCCUUGUCGACAGAAUAUGUCAAGUCAAACAGGAUCUACUAGCCGUGAAUAGCCAUGCGGCAGGCAGGCAUGAGCUGCAAAGGAAGGAGAUCCUGAAGAACCUGCGGCUGGAAGCGCACCGGCUCAUGCUUGCCACACAGGAGCCACAGGAAGCAUUUUGGGAGCUCAUUCGCAGGUGUUCCAUAUUAUCGCCCAUCAAGGUGGCACAGGACAUUGGAGUGUUUCGCUAUCUUCAAAGCCAAUCGAGCGCCACGGCGAAGGAGCUGGCGGCAGCUUCAGGGGCCGAGGAAUCUCUCAUAGUGCGGAUCCUCCGCCCCUUAGUUGCCGAUCAUUUAUUGUCGGAAACGGAAGACGGCGGAUAUGCAGUCAGCAGGCAGGGGAGUAUCUUUGGAGUGGCGGCCUAUGAGGAGGCCACCAGUUUUGCUAUUGAGUUCCUGCCGGUUGUCUUGUUCAACCCAGCGUUUUUCCGUCAAUACGGACAUCGAGAACCCCGUUCUCAUGAUGACUUGAAUACCCCCAUGGCGGCAUACUUCCAAAAGCCCGGGUAUGGGUUCUUUGACUAUCUGCGGGACCAUCCCAGCAUCCAAGAGCUCUUCAUUGCCUCUAUGCAGGCGCAUCCGAAAAAGACAAACCUCUCCUGCUCGGUAUAUGACUACCAGGCCCAAUUGAGAUUGGCGGAUGAUGACCCGUCGAGCGUUGCAAUCGUGGAUGUUGGUGGAAGCCGAGGCGAACUUCUUCAGGAGAUCCGCUCUCGUUAUCCCCAUCUGAAAGGGCGGAUGAUCGUGCAGGAUCUGGCGUCCACUUUUGAGUCCAUCUCGGAUUCGCCGGUGGGAGUGGAGUUGAUGGUUCAUGAUAUCUUCACAGAACAGCCGGUCAAAGGAGCCGCUGCGUAUCACAUGAAAAGAAUCCUGCAUGACUGGAGCGAUGACAGGUCUCGGAUUAUUCUGAGGCACUUGGUGUCCGCAAUGGAUGCGAAGCGGUCCAAACUUCUCAUUAUGGAUGCAGUGUUGCCCUCGACAAACCUCACCCUAUCCGAGGCCAUGAGUGAUCAUUCCAUGUUAACCUUUGGAGGCAAGGAACGCAGCGAGAAGGAAUGGAAGGAGUUGUUGCCGAAUGUCGGGCUGGAGAUCCUCCAAAUUUAUCGCGGACCCGAGCCAGAGGCACUGAUUGAGUGUCGGAAAGUUGAGACUUGA
This is a messenger RNA of Aspergillus thermomutatus, 1236 nucleotides long. RefSeq lists its product as uncharacterized. Bases 1 to 1236 code for a protein of 411 amino acids. The transcript is spliced from 6 exons. The record is from RefSeq and is a predicted model, not a curated record. Lineage: Eukaryota; Fungi; Ascomycota; Eurotiomycetes; Eurotiales; Aspergillaceae. Gene Ontology annotation, molecular function: O-methyltransferase activity.